CGGUGCGCGUGCGCGAGGAGCCGUUGAGCGAGCGCUCGAGACAGAGGGAGCGGUAGCCGGUUCACUUCGCUAUCGGGAGCCGCUUGGAUAUUUUAUUUCAGCUUUUAUUUGUAAUUAUCGUUCUUCCGCGGGAAGGGAGGAUUUGUUUUUUUCCCCUACCCUCACCGUCAAAUCUCGCCGACGGCCAGGAUGUCGAGCCGCGAAGAGGAGCGCAGGAAGCUGGCGGAGAUCAUCAACCACUGGAACGCCAACCGCUUGGAUCUGUUUGAGAUCAGUCAGCCGACCGAGGAUUUGGAGUUCCAUGGCGUGAUGAGAUUUUAUUUUCAAGACAAAGUAGCAGGCAACUUUGCAACAAAAUGCAUCAGAGUGUCCAGCACCGCCACAACGCAAGAUGUCAUAGAGACACUUGCAGAGAAAUUCCGACCAGACAUGCGGAUGUUGUCCUCGCCUAGAUAUUCACUUUAUGAAGUGCACGUCAGUGGUGAGGAGCGUAAACUUGACAAGGAAGAGAAGCCUCUGGUUGUACAAUUAAACUGGAACAAGGACGAUAGAGAAGGAAGAUUUGUUUUGAAGAAUGAAAAUGCCUUCCUUCCACCAAAGAAGUCUCAGAGUAAUGGUCCAGAAAAAGAGAAAGAAGGGGUAAUCCAGAACUUUAAAAGAACGCUCUCCAAAAAAGAAAAGAGGGAGAAAAAGAGGCGAGAAAAGGAAGCACUAAUGCAAGCUGCAGAUGAUGAGAGACCUGACCUCACUGGUGAUGGUGAGAACUCAAGUUCGCAUAUUGCAGCAGAAGUGUACAAAGACAUGCCGGAAACUAGCUUCACUCGUACAAUAUCGAACCCUGAGGUAGUUAUGAAAAGAAGACGACAACAAAAGCUGGAACAGAGAAUGCAAGAAUUCCGCAGUGGUGAUGGACGGCCUGACUCGGGUGGCACUCUUAGAAUCUACGCAGAUAGUUUGAAGCCGAACAUCCCAUAUAAAACAAUCUUGCUGUCAACAACUGAUACAUCAGACUUUGCUGUUGGAGAAGCUCUUGAGAAAUAUGGAUUGGAAAAGGAAAACCCAAAAGAAUAUUGUAUAGCACGGGUAGUAUUGCCACCUGGUGUACAACACUCUGAUGAUAAAGGUGUUAAAGAAACUCUGCUUGAUGAUGAUGAAUGUCCACUGCAGAUUUUCAGAGACUGGCCAGGUGACAAAGGUACUUUAGUUUUCCAGUUAAAGAAAAGGCCACUUGACUAUAUCCCUAAGAAUGCAAGGAAGCAAAAAGAGCAAGAUGGAAGAUCAUCAAAAGGAAAAGAAAGGAACGAUAGUUCAAGCUAUGGAUCAUCAUUGCCUCCUGAGAAAAUGCCAUAUCUUGUUGAGCUGAGUCCUGAUGGUUCAGAUUCCAGAGAUAAACCAAAACUGUACCGUUUACAACUGAAUGUGACUGAUGUUGGCACUGAAAAGUCUGAUGAGAACUCCAUUCAGCUCUUUGGUCCAGGAAUUCAAUCUCAUCAUUGUGAUCUUACCAACAUGGAUGGAAUAGUAACAGUUACCCCUCGCAGCUUUGAUGCUGAAACCUAUGUGGAUGGCCAACAUAUUACUGAAACAGUCAUGUUGCAAAGUGGUAUGAACAUCCAGUUUGGGUCAUCGCAUGUGUUCAAGUUUGUGGAUCCUAGUCAGAAUCAUAUGACCAAGAGACCCAUGGAGGCAGGACCCAUGGUCAAGGGCCAGAAAAUUAAAUCUGGGCAAGGGUCUAGAAGUGUCCAGGAAACUACAUUUGAUAUUGACGGAGACAUUCACAGUGGUAUAUCGUUACCCAUAAGCAAGAGUUCAGAUAGAUUGGAUAGUGAUUCCACUUUCGGUGAUCGCAAUGUGGUGAAGCCAAUAAUCAAAGUGGAGCAACAAGACAGCUACAAGCAGGAGAUGAGAGCACAAGAUGUACAAGGUCAAGAGAUGACUCUGCCAGCCACUGUAGAGUUCCGAGAAAGUUCUGAAGACGCCUUCCUAUCUGCCGUUGUUAAUUAUACUAAUAGUUCCACUAUCCACUUCAAACUCUCUCCUACUUAUGUACUGUAUAUGACUUGUCGAUAUGUUAUAUCCAGUCACUAUCGGCCUGAUAUGAGUCCAUCUGAACGUGCACAUAAAGUCAUUGCAAUUGUUAACAAGAUGGUUAGCAUGAUGGAAGGAGUUAUUCAGAAGCAAAAGAAUAUUGCAGGUGCACUUGCCUUCUGGAUGGCAAAUGCAUCAGAACUUCUCAACUUCAUCAAGCAGGACAGAGACCUGAGUCGGAUCACCCUAGAUGCACAAGAUGUCUUGGCUCAUCUGGUGCAAAUGGCUUUCAAAUACCUGGUGCACUGUCUUCAAUCUGAUCUCAACAAUUAUAUGCCAUCAUUUCUUGAAGAUCCCGAGGAAGCAAACCCGCAAAGACCAAAAAUAGAUGAUGUCUUGCAUACAUUGACUGGAGCAAUGUCUUUGCUUCGCCGGUGUCGUGUGAAUGCCGCUCUUACUAUCCAGUUGUUCUCUCAGCUCUUUCAUUUUAUCAAUAUGUGGCUGUUCAAUAAACUGGUCACCGAGCCAGACUCAUGCCUCUGUUCACAUUAUUGGGGAGCUAUCAUCCGUCAACAGCUUGGCCACAUAGAAGCUUGGGCUGAGAAACAAGGUUUGGAACUGGCUGCAGAUUGUCACCUUAGCAGAAUAGUACAGGCAACUACAUUACUAACGAUGGACAAGUAUUUGGCGGAGGAUGUUUCAACCAUCAACAAUACUUGUUUUAAGUUGAAUUCAUUGCAGCUGCAAGCAUUACUUCAAAGUUAUCAUUGUGCACAGGAUGAACCCUAUAUCCCUCAGGAGUUGAUUGAAAAUGUUGUGGCAUUAGCUGAGAAUACAGCUGAUGAACUUGCUCGCAGUGAUGGGAGAGAGGUACAGUUGGAAGAAGACCCUGACCUACAGCUACCUUUUCUGUUGCCUGAAGACGGAUAUUCCUGUGAUGUUGUCAGGAACAUUCCCAAUGGCCUUCAAGAAUUCUUGGAACCGCUCUGCCAGAGAGGCUUCUGCAGACUAACGCCUCAUUCACGAUCACCUGGCACGUGGACGAUUUAUUUUGAGAGUGCUGACUUUGACUGCCUUUUUCCAUCUGACACUAUUGAAUUGGCUGAGCCUAAUCGCAUAGAACCAGAAAUAAUUACAGUAACACUAAAAAAACAAAAUGGAAUGGGACUAAGCAUUGUAGCUGCUAAGGGUGCAGGACAGGAUAAACUCGGAAUCUAUGUUAAAUCUGUUGUAAAAGGAGGAGCUGCAGACAUAGAUGGUCGUUUAGCUGCAGGAGAUCAGUUACUUAGUGUUGAUGGCCGCAGUCUCGUGGGGCUUUCACAAGAAAGGGCUGCGGAGCUUAUGACAAGAACGGGUUCUGUGGUAACCUUAGAAAUAGCAAGACAAGGAGCCAUUUAUCAUGGUUUGGCUACUCUUCUCAACCAACCUUCUCCAAUGAUGCAGAGAGCUUCUGAUCGCCGUGGCUCGGGUAAGCCUCGUCCAAAGAGUGAGGGUUUUGAAUUGUACAACAAUAAUCCUCAGAACGGAACGCCGGAAAGUUCACCAAUAGGAUGGACUGAAUAUAAUGAACCAAAGAAAACAACUGGGGAUGACAGAUUGUUGAAAAACCGAGCAGAUCAUCGAUCCAGUCCCAAUGUGGCAAACCAACCUCCAAGUCCAGGGGCAAAACCUAUUUAUUCUACUGCACCUACUUCCAAAAUUCAAUCUGUCUCUACGGGGAACCUUUGUGCUGAGGAACAAUUAUUACCCACGAGACCUGAAGCCUAUCCAAUUCCCACACAAACUUAUACGAGAGAAUACUUUACUUUUCCAACGUCGAGAUCGCAAGAUCGAGUGAGUCCUGUUCCUGGUCCAUGGCAUCACUACGACGAGAAGGCAAUGGUUCAAGAACAGCCCUUCACUGGCAGUGCACAGCGUGGAACUCGUUCUCAAGAGGAAUUACACGAGGAGAAAGCUUUUCACCAAGAAAAAAUACGUCAGGAAGAUUUAUCCCGCAGAGAAGCUGAAUACCGGAAAGAUUUGGAUCGGAAAUUGGAUGCCCGGGUUAAUCAAGGUUUCUCUGUGGAUUCCAGCACGUCCAAUCAGGAGCACUUAAGCUACUCUUCAAAAUCACUUCCAGCAAGUGCUGUCGCUCCUCAUAAAAGUGGACCUGGACGGUGGAAAACACCAGCUCCAAAUCUGACUACUCCAAUUGCUGUUUCCCAACCCAUUAGAAUAGAAAACCAGUUGCCACCACCACCCCCUCCACCACCACCUGUACAUUAUACUAUUGAUUUUGGUAAUACACAUACUGAUCUGCCCCUACCACCCCCACCUCCUCCGCCACCAACUUCACAAAUAUCUAGUCAGGGGUCUGCUGUUGAUCGUAGAAAGCGAGAAGAACAACAGCGCUGGUAUGAGAAAGAAAAGGCACGAUUGGAGGAGGAAAGAGACAGGAAACGCCGUGAGCAAGAUAGAAAAAUUGGCCAGAUCCGUGGUCCACCACCUCUACAUAUAAAUCCACCCCAACCUGUUCAUGUUAGUUCUGCAAUCCAGCAAACUAGGCCAGAGAAAAUGGCCAGCCUAACACGGCCUCAAGAUACAGUGAUUCGUGAACUUCAGCCUCAGCAGCAACCUCGUACAAUUGAGCGCAGGGAUUUGCAGUAUAUUACAAUUAGCAAAGAACAGUUACCUGUGAGCGAUAGCCUUUCACCUGAUCCCUGGAAACGAGAUGCAAAGGAAAAAAUGGAGAAACAGCAGCAACAACAUCUUUUGGAAAUGCUUAGCAAAGAGAUACAAGAACUACAGAACAAGCCUGAUCGCACAUCUGAGGAGAACGACCGUCUUCGUAAACUUAUGCUUGAAUGGCAGUUCCAGAAGCGGUUACAGGAGUCCAAAGAAAAAGAUGAUGACGAUGAAGAAGAAGAAGAUGAUGAUGUUGAUACAACACUUAUUAUGCAAAGACUGGAAGUGGAAAGGCAGGCAAGGACUGUUCCAGCUAUCUCAGUUCUAGAUUUGUUGCAAGAUGAGGAACGCAGGCGCCAUCAGCAACUAGAAGAAAUCAGAAAGCGAGAAGCAGAAGAAAGAGCAAGGCAAGAUGAUGAACGCCUUCAUCAAGAGGAGGAGCGAGCUAAGAGGGAAACCAAUGAAAAGAGAAGACAAGAAGAAGAAUAUUACACACGUUUGGAAGCUGAAAGACGUAGACAACAAGAAGAAGCUGAGAGGAAGUUACUCCAACCUGAUGAACCUGGUCUGUACAGGCCUCCCCUUCCACGGGACUAUGCUUCUGAAAGCCAGCAGUAUGAAAUUCCUCCCCCAUCCCAUUCAUCUAACGCUCCUCCCCCUCCUCAGAGAAACAUUUCUUACAUCAAAACACAGAUCGUCUCCCCUGACAAAGUUUAUACUGCCAAGUUUGUCCCAUACAAUGAUGAGGAUGAGGAAGAUGCAAAUCUUUCAGGUCAGGAUAAGUACUCCAUUACAAGAAAAUCGUAUGGUGAACUGCCUGUUGCCCCUAAGCAGCCGGCAUUCAUUCGUCAACCCCGCCCGGUUUCAGAUGGCUGCUAUCUUUCAAACUCAUUCCGACCACCAUCUGCCAAUGCCAACAGUACUGCUCCAAAAACUGGUGUCCCACCUCCCCCUCCAACCAAACAGAGCUUCAUGCCACAGAGUGAUUUAAAAGGAUUUACUACAUAUGGAGGGUCAUCAGCAAGUAAUACUGGGGCAAAUGACAUUUACAAAGGCCCAAGAGAGAAGCGCGUUGAACAAAAUAAAGGAAUCCUCAGCCAAGGCCCAGAGGUCCCUGCGGUGAAAGGAUCCCCAGAAAACUUAACGUUCAAAGAACGUCAACGUCUUUUCUCACAUGGACAAGAUAUUUCCCACAAAGUAAAGGCAUCACGAAAAUUGAUGGAACUAGAAAAUGAGCUGAACACAAAAUAAAAUUAACGCCUUAACUCGGUUGCAAGCUCAUUACAAAAUGUUUCUAGUUUGUACAGUGUGUUUAAAUCUUAUAGACUAUUAGAACUGUAAAAUAGGAUGUAGGAAAUUAAAUUUCCACUGAAUUGCAUACCUAAGAAUAUUAUUUAGCUAAACAAUUUGAGCACUGUUAAUUUUUUUUAAAUGAAAUUAAAUGAAGGUAAUCACUUUAACGAAGUCGGGGUUCCGAAUUUUCUAGCAUACAGAGUACACUAUACUUGGAGACAGUGUUAUAGUGAAGCUAAAGUGGUGUAUUUCAAAAUUGUUAACUAGUAACUUAGAAGCUUCUAAAAUGUAUUGAACAAGUUCUUGCUUAUCCAGCAGCUGGUGCCUCAAUUGUUUCAGCUAUGCAUUAGGUGGCUAAUCAAUGGGAAGUGUGGUCCUCAUUCUACUUCUAAAAAAAAGCUUUCUUUGUGCAUUUUAAUUUUUUUAAAGGUCUGAUUCCAACUAAAAUUUCCUCAGCUAAGUGUUCUGAUCUGGACUUUAGUUAUUGAACGGUUUUCUGUAUAAUAUUGUGGUCUAUAAUUGUAUUUAGGGAUAAAUGAACACUUCACAACAUAGAGUAGACUUCCACUGCCUUAGGAAAGGAAUCACUUUAUACAAUAUGUACGAUAAUUAAAUUGUCUUGUCAGAUUGGAGUGUACAUAUUUUUUUUACUUAUUGAACUGUUUCAUAUGUGAAACAGUAGAGUGCUGUAUCAUUUCAACUGUGUAACAAGAAGCAGCGGAUAAAGUAAAUGGGAGUAAACCCCCCUCAUGAAGGAAAACCUUGGAGCUUGUAGAAAAGUGCACAUAUGUGUAGGUAAUUCAGCAUCUUGAAUAUCAACAGCUUGGUACAAACAAUGAAACAAAUUACUGUCAUUUUAUAAAUGAAAAAUAAACUACUGUGGUUUCAGUGCUGCUGGUGAUAUUCAGAACUGAUCUGGGAGGAUAACUGGUAUAUUUCAAUUAACUUUAAGGAUUCUGUUGGGUUUACAGAGUUCUUUGUGUGGUCACCUAGAGUGUUAUUAAACUGUUUACUGAGCAUCAAAACUGCUGUAGUAUCAUAUUUCUACUGUAUUUCACUUGCAACCUAUUUUUAAUAAAUUACUUUGUAUGUA
Molecule: messenger RNA, 7078 nt
Organism: Leucoraja erinaceus (little skate)
Lineage: Eukaryota; Metazoa; Chordata; Chondrichthyes; Rajiformes; Rajidae
Gene: afdna
Product: afadin, adherens junction formation factor a
Exons: 33
Coding region: 190-5943 (1917 amino acids)
Biological process (GO): regulation of protein localization; signal transduction
Cellular component (GO): adherens junction
Molecular function (GO): cell adhesion molecule binding
Source: RefSeq, a predicted model, not a curated record